Molecule: messenger RNA, 1911 nt
Organism: Salvia miltiorrhiza (redroot sage)
Lineage: Eukaryota; Viridiplantae; Streptophyta; Magnoliopsida; Lamiales; Lamiaceae
Exons: 3
Coding region: 482-1753 (423 amino acids)
Source: RefSeq, a predicted model, not a curated record
AGCUCCUCUAUCACGUGCGGGUUAAAACCCGGGUCAUCGCAUUCGGAUCUUCAUCAUCUCUACAAAAAACGCGAUUCGUACCAAAAAAUUUCCCCCAAUUCCCCCGAUUCCCUCCAAUCUCAUCAUCGUGGGAGUCUCCAAAUUCGUUUUAGUUUUGCUUUUGAUUUUCAAUUUCGAUAUUUUUUCCAUUCAAUUCGUUCUAUUCUCUUUCGACUGAUGUCUCUCUUUCCGAUUUUUUGUUGAUUCCGAAAAUUCUAGGUUUUCACUGUAAAUUCUCAGAUCCGUUAGAUUUAUUCAUCGAUUUUAUUUGGAAUUUUCGUAUUUGCUAUUCGGAUCUUUUCCUUUUCGUUUCCCCUCUGUAAAUUGAUUUUGAAACCCUAAUUUUAUCCGGAGAUCUUUGGACACCUAGGGUUUGCGUAUUCGUGGUGAUUGCUCAAUCUCAAGGCUACUCGGAUCCGUGAAUUGAUUUAGGGUUUUGAGGAUGGGAAUGAAACGUCCUUUUGAAGAGGGAGAUUUUCCAGAGACCUCUUUCAGGCAACCUAAACAACGGGAUUAUCAUGGGAAGUUAACCUUAAAUGCAGAGGACUAUCACAUAGCGACUCUGGCUGUUCAAUCUCCUGGUGAAGCAAAGGACAGCUUUUAUCAGUUACAUUUUGAGCCGCUUGAAGAUGGCGAGGCUGAUAAUGAUUCUGUAGCUGACAAAGAACUGGAAGCAAGUGCACCCUUGUCGUUGGUCACCAGUAGCAGCAGCGAGGAAGAUGCCGUGAUUGGGGAAACCUCUGACUGGUCUUGUUUUCCUGGAUAUAUUGAUAUUAGCAUUCCAAGGCGCCCCUCGAAUCAAUUUGACGAUCCCUACAUAUCUUUGUUUAACUCUCCUCCUAGGAAAGAAGUUCCUCUUGGAUCUGAUCAUCAAGCUGAAGUCCCACCGUGGGAUCCAAAUGCCAGUUACUUUGGUGAUGAUGACAGAGAGGCAAGACUAAUUGGAACCUGCAUCAUUGCAAUGCCCGACUCAAACGAUUCAACCAUGGAAGGAGUUGGAGUUGGGCGUGGCAGAACAGAUUGUAGUUGCCUGGAUAUGGGAUCCAUGAGAUGUGUGCAACAACAUGUGCAUGAAGCAAGAGAAAAGUUACGGGAGACUAUUGGGUACGAGAAUUUUGUGGAGUUGGGUUUCUGUAAUAUGGGUGAUGAGGUAGCAUACCAGUGGACCCCUCACGACGAACAAGUCUUUCAUGACAUUGUUUACUCUAAUCCUGCAUCACAUGGUAGAAGAUUUUGGAAGCACUUGAGUGCUGCAUUCCCAACUCGAACCAAGAACGAACUUGUCAGCUACUAUUUUAACGUCUUCAUGCUCCGGAGGCGGGCUGUUCAAAAUAGAUCUUAUUUGUUGGAGAUAGACAGUGAUGAUGAUGAGGAGCUGAGAGGUGUUCAUGGAGGCUCCCAUCAGAGCAGAUCUUAUCCAUCAGAUCAAGAAACCGAUUUUGAAGAUCAGCAAGGUCGCAAGGGGGAGUUCUAUCUUCUCGAAGGAGAGGACGAGGACUCCACGGUCGAGUCGUUCGGCGACCAAGAUUUAGACGCGAGCUGGGUGGACGACUUCUGGUCCGAGCCUCAAAAUGGCUGCGAAGAAGACGAGGCGAGCAAUCUCAAUCUUAAGCACGACGUCUCUGACGUUAAAGCCAAGAAGCUAGAUGCCGUCGAGAUGAAUGCCGGAGAAGAUGAUGAGUCGCUGCACGACGACCCCAGGUUGUAUACUUAAAAUUUUUGUGGCCUUGAAAUUUCCUGUACAAAAACGUAGAUAUCGAUCGGGGGUGGAGGAAAGUGAAGGCUAAGUGUUGCCUGGCCUCAAACGCCCAACAUAGUUAAUUGAACCCAUUUAUUUAUACAUAAGAAGCUCUUGCUCUUCUAAUUAUUAAA